Molecule: messenger RNA, 1246 nt
Organism: Fukomys damarensis (Damara mole-rat)
Lineage: Eukaryota; Metazoa; Chordata; Mammalia; Rodentia; Bathyergidae
Gene: Clec4d
Product: C-type lectin domain family 4 member D
Exons: 6
Coding region: 252-866 (204 amino acids)
Source: RefSeq, a predicted model, not a curated record
UCUCGUAAGUAAACUGUUUUGUGCUUAAUCUCACUAAAAUAGGUAAGGAUCAAGUAUUUCUGAAUAAAUUCCUGCAUCCACAUAGCCGCAUACUGGAUGGGGGGAUAGAACAGCUCCCUGGUCCACCCAAUCUGCAGUCAAAAAGCCAAUAAACACACAAUGGGAAGAGUCGAACCUCAGAGAAAAGAACUGGAUUCCCCAGACUUUGUGGCAGAACAAACAGUAACACAUUUAUUUUUGCUUUCAUCCUAAUGCAAGAAUGCCAGCAUUCUCAGAUAACCCCGAGGGUUGUGGCUGCUGUUUUCAUCUCACUUCUUGCUGCUUGUUUUAUUGCAAGUUGUUUGGUGACUCAUCACAGCUUUCCACGCUGUAGGAGAGGAACAAAAAUGUUUAAGUUGCCAGAGUACCACAGGAAGUUGACAUGCAUCUGGGAGGCAUCAGGACAGAAAGCGGGUACCUGGAAUUGCUGUCCUGCUGGCUGGAGAGCCUUCCAGUCCCACUGCUAUUUCCCUUUGAACGACAACAAGACCUGGGCAGAGAGUGAAAGGAACUGCUCAGGGAUGGGGGCCCACCUGGCCAGCAUCGUCUCGGAAGCAGAGCAGAACUUCACAACUAAAAUUCUGAAUAAGGUGUUUUCAUAUUUCAUUGGACUUAAAAGUGAAAACGUGAGAGGUCAGUGGCGCUGGAUAGAUGAGACACCAUUUAACCCACAUAAGGCACUUUGGCAUGAGAAUAAACUCAACAGUAUUCAGAGAGAAGAUUGUGCUGUCCUUGUUAAUGACCGAGACAUAUGGGGCUGGAAUGAUUUUCCUUGUAAUUUGAAGACAAGUAGGAUUUGUAAGAUCCCCGGUGAAAUACUCAUGUAGAAUCUACAAAGUGGCUUUCCUGAUGGAGACAGAAAAGAACUAAUGGGAUGACGCCAUGUACAUCCGUCAUUGAUACAGAGAAAAGGUGCUCUGUCAUGGGGUAUUCUCAGUCAUAUGGUUUUACCUAUUUUUGUUCAAUUCGUUCAAGGUGGUGCCAAGGAGUGUUGAAGAUAAUGUAGUUUUGAAUGAGGAUUUGAUAGAAGGAAUGUUCUAUGUGAACCAGUUUUCCUUAUCUUUGCUGUCUUGAUAGUAUGGCAGCGUAUUUACUUUUCACUUUGCAUUGAUUUCAUAUGAAACAGAAUGGCUGGAAAAAAUGCUAUCAUUUUAUCAUUUUUCUCAUGCUCAAAUUCUUAAUUCUGAAAAUAUAAGAGUAGGAUAUU